Moneuplotes crassus is the source of this 522-nucleotide messenger RNA. Lineage: Eukaryota; Ciliophora; Spirotrichea; Euplotida; Euplotidae. The record is from the annotation of a GenBank genome assembly.
UAUAAUUAUUAAUAAAUGGAGUACUAUUCACAUCCAACUCAGGACCAACCGAUCUUGAAGAAUUCAUUCUUGCCAAGAGUAGCUAAUUUCGUGGCCAUUGCAGUCCAGGGAUACUUGGCUUAUAACUACUAUCACUUGUCAGGAAUUUUCAACACUAAUUUCUUGGCUGCUCAUGCUCUUGUGAUGUUUUGGAGCAUAGCCUAUCACGUAUUGCCUUUCCUCACCCAUAAUAUCUGUUUUAGAUCUCUUGCUAGGAUGUUUGCCUACAUUAUUCUCUUCAUAGCUUUUGCAUUCUUGUACUUAUUUGCCGUGACUGAGCACCAAUGGGGUCCAGAGGUAUACUAUGCUCUACUUGUCUACUUCUUAGGACCAGCUGCAUUCCUUUCCAUGACAUUGAUCUGGGUAAUGAACAGCGACACCAGACAGCCAAUCGAUGACUCCUUGCAGAUGCCUUAUAACCCUGAAGUCAUGAUCGAGGCUCCUAAAAAGAUGCCUAAGCACCAAGUUUAUGCUAUGAUCUAA